UGCUUACAGUUGUUAGUACUGCUGUAGAUCCAGGAGGCUGCUAGUUUAAGUUUAAUUCCAUGGAUAAUACAGGCUUACGCUGAAUAAUACCAGGUGGACAAGGACUAGUAGUCUGCUUAUUGCAGGUAAAGAGGAUUCGUGUCCAGACCCCUGCUUUGCUGUUCCAGAGAGAAAAACCCGCAACGUCAAGCCAGGAAUGUCCAAUCCCACACCAGACACUCGGGCCCGUCCGGACCAGACUGAGAGUGAUGGGUCGUCCGAACCGUCACCCCAGGCUGUGAGGAAGCCACCUGGGCAUCUGAAGUUGGCACGCAGCCUUUCUAAAUUAGACUGCGACCUGCUGGCUUCCCCUCAUUGUGAGGACGACGGGCCUCUUGAUGACAGGAGCGAAUCCCGGUCCAACUGUGCUGCUGAGAGGAAGGAAAUGGAGCAGAUGCCCUCGUUUGCCUCCGAAUGGGACGAGAUUGAAAAGAUCAUGAGUCUAAUUGGCAGCAUCGAGAUCUCCAAGGAGCAUCACCCUGCAUCGGAAGAUGCAACUGGGGGCCGCGUGCUGGAGCAGUCGGUGGGGGAGUGGCUGGAACACGUGGGCUUUCCUCAGUACGAGAGCAAACUGGUGCUCAAUGGCUUCGAUGACCUGCGUUACAUGGGGAGUAACGUGAUGGAAGAUGAGGACCUUCACGAAAUUGGCAUCACCGACCCAGGCCACAGAAAAAAAAUCCUUCAUGCAGCAAAAAGCUUUCCAAAGGUGAAAGCUCUGGGGUGUGAUGGCAGCACCUCUCUGUCCUCAUGGCUGGAAACUCUGGGUCUUGGAGAGUAUCUGCACAACUUCCUGUCUAGCGGCUACCGCACCCUGGACUGCGUGAAGAACCUGUGGGAGCUUGAAAUUGUUAAUGUGUUGAAAAUUGGCCUUCUUGGUCACAGAAAAAGAAUCAUAGCCUCAAUAGCUGAGCGACCGUAUGAGGAAGCACCUUCGAAAUCCAAACGCUUUUCCCAACUCAAGAUUCAGGACCUGCUGUCUCAAAAUACGUCACCGCUCAGUUAUAUGGAUCCGUACACCAGUUCCAUGGAUAUGUUGCUUCCGCUGGGAGAAUCAGGCAGAAAGAGCAGAGCAUUGGAUCAGGAUGGCAGUAUCUCCCUUCGCUCCUUCGGUGAAAGAUCACGCUCACAUGACCGUCAUGCAGAUCGACAUUCACGCCCAAGUAUUCGCCCUUCCAGUCACUCUGCCACAUAUACCACAGUCUCCACCUGGCACCAUCACCCUGAUAAACUCAUCACCGAGUCCUGCGUUUAUGAGGCUAGAUAUUUAGGGUCUGUGAUCAUCCGAGACCUACGAGGAAUUGAAUCUACACAGGAGGCCUGCGCUAGAAUAAGGAAAUCAAAGGAUCACCGGAAAGGUCCCGUCAUAAUACUGAAUAUCACCUACAGAGGAGUCAAGUUUGUUGACGCGGCCACCAAGGUGAUGGUUGCAGAGCAUGAGAUCCAGAACAUCUCGUGUGCAGCCCAGGAUCCGGAUGACCUUUGCACAUUUGCUUACAUCACAAAAGAUCUGAAGUCUGGUUACCACUUCUGCCAUGUCUUCACUACAGUAGAAGUGACACAGACCUAUGAGAUCAUCCUGACGCUGGGACAGGCGUUUGAGGUAGCAUAUCAGAUGGCUCUCCAGGCACAGAAGGCCCGUCGUCACAGUUCAUAUGCUGGUCCAGCCUCCGAAAACAUAGAACCCAAGACCAACAGGCCCACCUCGCAGUCCCGCAACAGUAUGCGCCGCUCCACCGGUGCACCUGUGCUUGAAUGCUGCUGCUGUUACUGUCACACGUGCUCCGCCCACCGUCCCUCCUACCUCCCGCUGCCCUCUAUCAGCCCUGGAGUUCAGAUCGACCCUCUGGAGCCGGAAACGGACCUGCAGUCCCUGGGCAGCACCAGUUGGCUCUACGAACCACGGGAAUCCUCCAGACCUUCGAGUAGCACCAAGUAUGAGACCAGUUUUUCAAAAGAGUUGGGUCUGUCAUCUCGAUUCACAUCCAGUGCUUCCUUUUGUCUUACCAGGCAUCUGCAGCUCUGA
Sinocyclocheilus rhinocerous is the source of this 2062-nucleotide messenger RNA. RefSeq names its product ankyrin repeat and SAM domain-containing protein 1A-like. NCBI's taxonomy places the organism in Eukaryota, Metazoa, Chordata, Actinopteri, Cypriniformes, Cyprinidae. Bases 197 to 2062 code for a protein of 621 amino acids. Gene Ontology annotation, molecular function: ephrin receptor binding. Gene Ontology annotation, cellular component: cytosol. Gene Ontology annotation, biological process: ephrin receptor signaling pathway. The record is from RefSeq and is a predicted model, not a curated record. The transcript is spliced from 14 exons.